This is a messenger RNA of Amorphotheca resinae ATCC 22711, 2922 nucleotides long. RefSeq lists its product as hypothetical. Gene Ontology annotation, cellular component: nucleus. The record is from RefSeq and is a predicted model, not a curated record. Bases 1 to 2922 code for a protein of 973 amino acids. The transcript has 3 exons. Gene Ontology annotation, biological process: mismatch repair. Gene Ontology annotation, molecular function: ATP-dependent DNA damage sensor activity; mismatched DNA binding; ATP binding. NCBI's taxonomy places the organism in Eukaryota, Fungi, Ascomycota, Leotiomycetes, Helotiales, Amorphothecaceae.
AUGCCCUUGCUCACCCAUUCCUUCUACCGCACAUCCCUCCCAGUCCUAGUCUCUCGUCGAAUUCUUUCUUGCUGUCAGAUUCCUUCUUCGCAUCCGCAUCCCCUCGUUCAACAUGCCUUCAGUCGGCGUCAAGUCUGCUCAAGACAGCAAAAGAGGGGCAAGAGGACCAAGGUCUCGGUCAACCUCGAUGAGUUACCCCAGGGGCUCAUUCCUCUAGAUCCGCUGCCCCUGGAGGAUGAGGCUCCCGCAUACCCCACCGUCGUGCUACAAGCCCGCGACAAUAUGCGGCGGUUCGAAAAUUGCGUCCUCCUGACCCGCGUAGGCGGCUUCUACGAACUCUAUUUCGAGCAUGCAGAGGAGUUCGGCCCUCUCCUGAACCUGAAGGUGGCUCAGAAAAGAACGAACGCAGGGCCUGUCUCCAUGGCUGGAUUUCCUUUCUUUCAACUGGAUCGCUAUCUCAAGGUACUAGUCCAGGACUUCAAUCGCUAUGUUGCGAUUGCUGAAGAGUUCCCAAAUGACCCUUCUAGUAAAGUCAGAGCGGGUGGGCUGAUGCACGAUCGAAAAGUUUCACGGAUUGUCACCCCUGGGACCUUGAUCGAUGAGAACUUUGUAGAUCCUUUCACCAAUAAUUAUGUACUUGCGCUUCAUACAGAAACUCACGGCAAAAGUCUUGCUGCAGAUCUGGAUGCUGGGGAUGAAGUCGACCAUCCUAGCCAUCUCAGCGAGCGCUCUUCCCUGCCGAUUGGACUUGCAUGGUUGGAUUUAUCUACUGGCCACUUCUUCACCCAAUCCACCACAUUAUCGACCCUGCCGUCUCUCCUGGCUCGUAUCGGGCCUCGGGAAAUAGUGCUGGAUGAAGAUCUCAAGACCUCUAAUGAUCGUGGCAUGUUCUCUAUCCUCAAGGAGGACGAUUAUCUUAUUACCUAUAUGAGCACCCCCGAAAUCAAACCCAUGUCCGAAUGGACGCCUAUGCUAGAGUCACCUGUGCCAAUCCAAAUGGCGAAUGAAUUCACGCCGCUGGAGAUCGCAGCCGGUAGUGCCUUGCUUCAAUAUAUCGAAACCCGAUUACAGGGUUCGACUAUGAAGCUCCAGCCUCCAUCACGACAGUUGGACGUGAUGGGGAUCGACAAAAACACUAUGAGAGCCUUGGAGAUCAAGACUACGAUAAGAGACGACCUCUUCGCUGGUAGUCUAUUACAUACCGUUCGACGAACCGUCACGAAAGGCGGGGCCAGAUUAUUAGACAGCUGGCUGACUUCCCCAUCAACCUCUCUGGAUGUGAUCAAGUCUCGGCUGGACCUGGUGACGCACUUUCUGAAUGACGAGACCCUGCGAGAACGCCUCACUAUUCUUCUACGACGAAGCCACGACUCUCAUCGCCUGCUGCAAAAAUUCGCCUUCGGAAGAGGCGAUGCCGAUGACUUGCUAGCAAUAGCAACCACGGUGUAUGCAACUCAGGAUCUGGUCUCUACAUUAGUCAAAGACAGCCGACCAGAAGACUGCGUCCAAGCCAUGGUAGCGCGCAUCCAUCUCGAUGGACCAAGUGUGCUUGCGAGCCGCAUCAAAGAAGCGAUAGACGAGGAAGGGAUCGUGCAACAGCAUCGGAUCGAAGAGCGGGAAGUCGAAGAGAUCCAAGCCCUAGCACAAGCAGUGGUCACUUCCGAAGGAUCCCAAGAAGAUUCCAAGAUCCUGCCCCGAGGCGCGCGGAAGAAGAAACCCACCAGCAUCCGAGAACAUUAUAUCGACAGCGAAGCCUGGAUCAUGAAGCCCGCAGCCAGCGAGACUCUCCAGACACUCCACCGAGACCUCGCCAUCUUAUCAGACGAGCGCGAUCUCCUCGCAAAAGAUCUAAGUGCUCGUCUAGGCGUCACCAGUCUAACACUCCGCUUCACCCCCGGCCUGGGCCACAUCUGCCACGUCAAGGGGAAAGAUAUGAAGAAGGACCUACUAUCAUCAGAAAUCAAGAGCGUCAGCUCCAGCAAAAGCACCCGCUCCUUCCACCAUCCCGAAUGGACCCAUCUCGGCCAACGCAUCGACCAAUGUAAAAUCCAUAUCCGCGCCGAAGAACAACGCGUGUUCAACGAUCUGCGCCAGCAAGUAAUAGCCAGUAUCGUGAAGCUUCGCCGGAACGCCGCCGUCCUCGACGAGCUCGACGUCGCUUGUUCCUUCGCCGCCCUCGCCGCGGAAAAGAACUGGACCCGCCCGAUCCUGACCCAGACAACCUCCCACAAAAUCAUAGCGGGACGCCAUCCGACGGUGGAAGGGGGACUCGAAGAACAAGGGCGGAGCUUCGUCACGAACGAUUGUUUUGUGGGCGAUGGGCAUCGCAGCUGGGUUAUCACGGGGCCGAAUAUGGCCGGCAAGAGUACGUUCUUGAGACAGAAUGCGCUCAUUACGAUACUGGCGCAGGUCGGCUCUUACGUCCCCGCUCAAUAUGCCGAGUUGGGCAUCGUGGAUCAGAUAUUUAGUCGCGUGGGCUCGGCGGAUAGCCUGUAUCGGGACCAGUCGACGUUCAUGGUUGAGAUGCUGGAGACGGCCACGAUAUUGAGGAAUGCGACGUCGAGGUCGUUUGUCAUCAUGGAUGAGAUUGGCAGGGGUACGACUCCAAAGGAUGGGGUUGCCGUGGCUUUUGCAUGUUUACAUCACCUCUAUCACGUGAACAAGAGCAGGACAUUAUUUGCGACGCAUUUUCAUGAUUUGGCCGAGAUGGUCAAGGAAGAUGGGGCGAUGGAGGGAGUGGGCUUCUACUGUACGGAUGUUGAGGAGGGCAUUGGUGGCGAGGGAUUCAGAUACGUGCAUCGAUUGAGAGAGGGGGUCAACAGGCAAAGUCACGCUCUGAAAGUUGCCAGGUUGGCGGGACUUCCAGAGGGGGCUAUUACUAUUGCGAAGAGGGUGUUGGAGAACAAUGCGGGAUCUGAAUGA